Molecule: messenger RNA, 3342 nt
Organism: Nematocida homosporus
Lineage: Eukaryota; Fungi; Microsporidia
Product: DNA-directed RNA polymerase I subunit RPA2
Exons: 1
Coding region: 1-3342 (1113 amino acids)
Biological process (GO): DNA-templated transcription
Cellular component (GO): RNA polymerase I complex
Molecular function (GO): DNA-directed RNA polymerase activity; DNA binding; ribonucleoside binding
Source: RefSeq, a predicted model, not a curated record
AUGACUCGGAAUACAGCAGAUUUGGCAAUUCCCCAUAUCAAUUCCUUUAACCAUUUUUUGAAUGUAUCUAUACCUCGUAUGGCUAGACAAUUUGAACCAGUAUCAAUUAGAGAUAAGUUUGAAAAUCAUUUGAAGAUUUCAGUCGAUUCUAUUCAAAUAGAUAAACCGUUACUUGUCGAUGGAAAGACUAAAAAGACUACUAGAUCGAUCCCAGCUUUACCUUCUUUGUGCCGACAAACUGCUCGUACUUAUCGUGGUGAGAUAAGACUUAAUCUAGUGAUCGAUCAAAAUGGUAUGUGUAGCCAAAAAACCGUUAGUAUAGGUACUCUGCCUAUUAUGCUUGGCAGUGACUUGUGCCAUUUGGCUGGUAUGUCGGCUGAUAUGCGUAUUAAAGCUAAAGAAGAUCCUAAUGAUUUAGGAGGCUACUUUAUCUGUAACGGAUUAGAGAAGUUGUGUCGUUUUAUUCAGACUCAGAAGAAGUAUGUGCCUUAUGGUUUGUUUCGGCCUUCUUUGGCUAAGAAGAUUAAGAAUGGUACUAGUCAUGCCGUUGGAUUUAAGUCGGCCCGAUUGGAUGGUCGAGUUAGUAUUUUUGUUUUACACUAUCUAUCAGAUCAUUCAGUGCGUGUUAAAGUUCGUUAUGGGAUGAGGGAGUACUAUAUUCCUUUAACCCCAAUUCUUAGAGCACUUUCUGGUCGGACUGAUAAGGAAAUACAUCGUGAUUUAUGUGCUGCUUUAAAUGAUGAUCCAGAUAUGGUUCAGUAUGCCGAUUUGUUAAUUCAGAGCUUUGCCUUUCAUAAGAGUUAUACUCAAAACGAAGCACUGGCUUAUCUGGGCAAAUGGUUCAAAGUUUUGUUUGAAGUAACUUCCCACUCUAUUUUACUUGAUGGUCCAGCCCGUACCACAACUGUAGAGAAAAGGAGUAUACCUACUGAACCGGCCGAAAUUCAAAAUCUAAUCAAAAACCAUAUCUAUCUUGAAAAUGAUAUUGAGUAUGGCGAACGCUUUUUAAGAGAGACUUUAGCCGUUCAUUUGGAGAAGAAUGAAGAUAAGUAUAAUUUGUUGAUUUUAUGUCUAUCUAAACUCUUCUUACAAGUGGCUGAAAAGAUCACUCCUGAUAAUUCUGAUUCAGUAAUGAUGCAUGAAGUUAUUACGCCUGGAGAUAUCUUUACGGAAAUUUUCGCUGAUCGUUUAGUGAUUAUGCGCCGUAAUUUAAUGGGAUACGUACUAGGUAAUGUUAUCAUUCGUUCUCGACCAAUUACUGAUACUAAGUUGAUAGAUAGUCUGUUUAAAGCGGCUUUCUUUGAUAUUUCUUCGGUAUUUAAUCGGUUGAUCAGUACGGGUAUACUUAGUAUUGGCAACUUAGCUAACUUUGCCAGUAUGCAACAAGCUGGGUUUGUUAUUAUAGCUGAACGUUUGAACUUCUGGCGGUUCUUCAGUCAUUUCCGUUCGGUUCAUCGUGGGGCUUACUUCCAGGAGAUAAGAACUACAACCGUACGUAAACUCUUACCUGAAUCUUGGGGAUUCCUUUGUCCCGUACAUACACCAGAUGGUUCACCUUGUGGACUACUUACCCAUCUAUCUAAUCAGUGUGAAAUCUCUUACGAACUAAAACGUAUGCCCGUUCAGGACUUAGUAGAAUGCGGUCUAGUUCUUUCUUGGGGUGCUUAUAUUAAGGGUGUACCGGUAGUGCAAAAUGGCCAGGUAGUUGGCUUUGUCGCCGAAGAUGAAGCUGAUAAUUUUGUUAGUUUGAUUAGAAGAAAGAAAGUUCAAAAUCAAAAGUAUAUCUAUCUAGAAGUGUUUUAUCAAAAUGGACCUGCUUCCCAAAAGUCUAUCUUUUUAAUCAAUUCUCCCAACCGAUUAAUGCGUCCAGUUCAUAAUUACCAAGAAAACAAAACAGAGUACAUAGGAACAACUGAACAAGUCUUCUUACAACUACAAAAUCUUGGGGGUACACCUACUCCUCUAGCUACUCAUCAAGAAAUAGAUAAGACUAAUAUGUUGAGUUUAGUAGCCGGAUCAACUCCACUUGGUAAUCUUAAUCCGAGUCCUCGAAAUAUGUACCAGUGCCAAAUGGCUAAGCAAUCAAUGGGGACUCCGCCUUACUCGCAAAAGUACCGGACUGAUCAGAAGACUUAUGAGUUCGAAUAUCCGCAAAUUCCUCUCUUCCAUACUAAUAUCUAUAAGAACUACCAACUCAAAGACUAUCCGAUUGGUAAGAAUAUUAUGAUUGCCAUUAUCUCAUAUACGGGUUAUGAUUUGGAAGAUGCAGUUAUUUUGAAUAAGGCUAGUGUUGAUAGAGGGUUUAUGCGAGGUUCAAUUUUGAAAUCUGAAUCAAUCAAUUUAGAUAAGACUAAAUCCUUACAUCUAGGUACUUUACAGAGUGAAGAUGGUCUUCCUUCAAUUGCCCAAGUAAUUAAAGAUAAGGACACUAUCUAUACAAUUCGUGAUGAAGAGACUUUUACUGAGGUUCCGACUAAAAACAAAAGUAUGGAAGAGAUGCGGAUUGAUUCUGUUGCUGUUUUUAAUUCUGAGAUUGGUAAACGUGCUGCUCUUAUUAAGUCACGUAUUCCACGUAUUCCUACUAUCGGAGAUAAGUUCAGUAGUCGUCAUGGUCAAAAAGGUGUUUGUUCUAUUCUUUAUGAAGAUGAAGAUAUGCCCUUCUCUGAAUCUGGUAUUACACCCGAUCUUAUUAUUAAUCCUCAUGCCUUCCCUAGUCGAAUGUCUAUUGGGAUGUUCAUUGAGAAUAUGGCUACUAAAGUUGGAGCUAUGUCUGGUGAGUUCCAAGAUGGUUCUAUGUUCAAGUAUGGCGAGUCUUUGAAAGCUCAUGAGUACUUUGGUGAUUUAUUGGAAGCGCAUGGAUACCGUCGGGGUGGAGGAGAAACUCUUUACUCGGGAGUGACUGGUAAGCCACUUAAAGUAGAGAUCUUCUUUGGAAUUGUUUACUAUCAGCGAUUGCGGCACAUGGUUAAUGAUAAGUUCCAAGUUAGAACUACUGGUCCUAUUCAUAAUCUUACUAAGCAGCCGAUUGGUGGACGAAAACGAGCUGGAGGUAUUCGUUUGGGAGAAAUGGAACGGGAUGUUCUUAUCUCUCAUGGUGCUUCUUCACUUAUUCAAGACCGAAUGAUGAAAUGUAGUGAUGGGACUAUUAUGAAUAUUUGCCGUGAGUGUAAUACUCUUUGUUUCUUCCAAGUUUGGAAAUGCACGACUUGUAACUCAGCCCGUAAUAUUGUACGCACUGAGUUUCCUUAUGUCUUUAAGUAUCUCUUAACUGAGCUAAUCUCUAUGAAUCUUGAGUGUCGGUUUACCUUCCAAUCCAAAGAUACGCCUCUCGUCCUUAAAUAG